AUGUCGCUCCUUGAGUCCCCCCCGGCAGCUGAGGAGGGAGCGGUACCAGAGAACAAGGCAGCCACUCCAGAACACUGUUAUUUCGCGUUCGACACUCUCUACUGCGAACUCACUGGCCGCGAACGCGUCAAGCCCACGUUCCCAGAUGAGAAAUACCCGCUGUUCGUGACAUGGAAUACCCGCUCUACGCGUCCGGGACGCGCACCGCGCUUACGUGGAUGUAUCGGGACGUUCGACGCGCAACCCGUGCAUGAGGGAAUACUAGACUAUGCGAUCUACAGUGCCUUCAAGGACACGCGUUUCGCUCCUAUCGUAGCCACUGAACUCCCCACACUCGAGUGCGCUAUCUCGCUCCUAACAGACUUCGAGGACGCCUCGUCCUACCUCGACUGGACCGUCGGCAUACACGGUAUCUACAUCUCCUUCACACACCCAGCGUUAUCUGGUGUUCUCGCCGACUCAUCCGCCACACCGUCGCCGACGCCAUCAGCUCAGGGCAUGCGAUCCAGCACACGUUUCACUCGGCGCCCGUUAACUGCGACAUAUCUCCCAGACGUCAUGCCCGAACAGGGCUGGGACCAGCUAGAUGCCAUCGACAGUGCAAUCCGCAAGGCAGGCUGGGAGGGCCGUAUCACUGAGGACUUGCGGCGCAGUAUCAAACUGCGGAGAUAUCAGAGUAGUAAAUGCACUGUUAGCUACGAGGAGUUCAUAGCUUGGAGGACAGAGAAUGGUGGUGAAGUGUGAUGCAUGGCGCGCUGUACAAUUGUAUAGUCCGGCGGCCAAAUCCAUUUAGGAACGACAUUGUUUAGUUCCUUUGAUUGGACAUGAAGCAAGAAGACGAUUGUAUUAUCAAACAAUGUACUAGAUGAGAGCAAAUCAAAUCAACUUGU
Molecule: messenger RNA, 890 nt
Organism: Fomitiporia mediterranea MF3/22
Lineage: Eukaryota; Fungi; Basidiomycota; Agaricomycetes; Hymenochaetales; Hymenochaetaceae
Product: alport syndrome
Exons: 3
Coding region: 1-744 (247 amino acids)
Source: RefSeq, a predicted model, not a curated record